Messenger RNA from Gadus morhua (Atlantic cod), 2102 nucleotides. RefSeq names its product alpha/beta hydrolase. The transcript has 9 exons. Gene Ontology annotation, molecular function: arylformamidase activity. Lineage: Eukaryota; Metazoa; Chordata; Actinopteri; Gadiformes; Gadidae. The record is from RefSeq and is a predicted model, not a curated record. The coding region runs from base 455 to 1567 and encodes 370 amino acids.
UUCCGUUUGGGAGAUGAAAACAUUAGUCCGAUUGUCGGCAUGUACAGUGCUGAGGAUUAUGUAACAGCGUACUCAUUCAGUCGCCAUGAAAUACCAAUAGAUAAGAGUAUACGUUUCCAGCAGUAUAGCGACGACCCUGAUGCCUUUAGGAUAAACCGCCAACACUAAGCCAUUUAAGCCGUUUAUAAUAUAAGGAUGCGCUGCAAUUAACCGCCGGAGAACCGCAUAGACGGUCGGGAGGAGGCGGGCCUUUUACACACUAUCUGAUACACAAUAUCUGUGUGUCAAGUCGACUGCUAUUCAGAGUAGAGGUGAUCGUAUGUUACGAGAGGGGUGGUCCACAUUGCUGAUAACGUUGUGUGUACUCUUAUAAUACAUCCAUGGCUGUACUCUAUUGAGUAUUCAUUACGCAGAGGAAUAAAAUCACGAGUGAACUCUUCAAAUACUGCGAAACAUGGCAUCUCUCAAACAUCGCAUUUCAAUGCCCGUGGUAGCGGGCGUGCUGCUGGUCGGUGUACCCUAUUCAAUCUCCUUAGCGGCCCAGUGGCUGUACGGUUGGCCAAAUAAGCCCGGCUGUAGAAAAUACAUAGAGGCUCUGAGACCCAGGCGAAUCUACUGCCUGACCAGAGCUGUGCUCGAAACACUAAAAUACCUACAGUACGGAAAACUGUACUUCCAGUGGAAGUUAUGGUACCAGAACGAUGAGAACCGGAAACAUUAUGAGAAGGGCAUCACCUUCGGGCGCCGAAGCAACAAGAUGGACCUGUACUACAGCCCCCAAGGGGCCAGGGUGGCCGGGGACAAGCCGGUUCCCCUGGUGGUGUUCAUCUACGGCGGGGCUUGGGGAUCUGGGGACCGGUCCAUCUACUGUCUGCUGGCCAGGCGGAUGGCUGAGGAGCUGGGUGCCACUGUGGCGUGCCCCGACUACGUCACCUACCCAAAGGGGAAUGUUUUGUGCAUGGUCCAAGAUAUCACGGACUGUCUAGUUUGGGCACGAGAGAACGACAAAAAGUACAACUUUGACAAGGACAACAUAGUGUUGGUGGGGCACUCUGCGGGCGCUCAUCUGUCGGCCCUGGCCAUCCUGUUCCUCAUCGACUGCAGAGACGAGCUCUUCGUCGAAGCAGGCAUGCAGCGGAACAUCGCCAAGGCGAUCAAAGGACUCAUUGGUCUGAGCGGCGUAUACAACAUCGUGGAUCACUAUGAGCAUGAGCAAAUGCGAGCGGUGGAAUACGUGUCCACCAUGCAUAAAGCUAUGAAUGGAGUCCACAACUUCCCUUACUACUCGCCAGAGCACAUCCUCAACACAUUCAGCCAAGACAAGCUGGAGAGAAUUCCGCCAAUCAGCCUCAUCCACGGAACCAAUGACAUCAUCGUUCCUGCCGAAUCGUCCAUCAAGUUCUCCCAGCUCCUGACGUCUCUCUGUGUGAAGACAGCCCUCUACAUACUGCCAAAUAUCGACCACACCGAGAUCGUCACCGACCUCAUGGUGCCUGACCGGCACUUUUACCACGCUGUCUACAGCUGCAUCAAGCAGGAGUACAACAAACUCAUUGGUGUCUGCUGAGGGCCUCCAACUAGGUUCUGACGGCUGUCACCCGGUCAUCUUUGUGCUCUUUGCCUCAUUUGUAUCCUCGCCUACUACAUACCUCAUUUAUGUUAACGACGUCAUAACGAUUCCAGAGUGGCUUUUCCACUGCAACACACCAUACUUUGUUGGGUCAUAUUGUGUCUGAAUUGUAUUUAAUGCUAUGUAUUCUUAUGACAUUUUGUGUCAUAUUAUGACAUUUAUGAGGUGAUUAUCUUGUAAGAAUUUCAUGACGGAUGUUUUUAAUACGAGCCUUACUGAGUUAAUGGAAUAAUGAAUUGUGUAAAGAUAGUCGUUUUAAUAUAUCAAAAGCCACUGGUAUUAAUGCAGGUUGUAUUGACAUUGAUAUUUAAUAUUAUUAACCUUGCUGGAUUUGUCAUGUGAUCACUUUAAGCACAUAACUCUUGCCUUAUGCUGGUCCAUAUAUUGAAUGAAAUGGAUUUUGUGUUGUCGGAAUGUCUCCGUCCAUGUCACCUAUUAAGUUAUUUUGGAAAUUAAAUGUUUGAAGGUACAA